AUGUCGGUUUCAUGCGGGGUUGAGUGCGUUGUUGUGUUUGGCUGCGCACGUUGGAUAUGGAAGCGCUGCACCUACGUCGGCUCCUACGACAGCGCCACCUGGCCUUCCGCCACCGCCGACGAGUUCGAACCUGUCCCCCGCCUCUGCCGCCUCAUCCUCGCAAUCAACCCUCGCUAUCAAUUCGCAGCACUCAACCCUGACUGUGUCGUCAAGCGCGUCACCUACAAGGACACCCUCGGCCACGCGCCGCCCUACAUAAUCUACGCCGACCACAGCCGCCGCGAGAUCGUGGUCGCCGUCCGUGGCCUCAACCUCGUGAAGGAGAGCGAUUAUAAGGUUCUGUUUGACAACGGCUUGGGCAUGCAGAUGUUCGACGGUGGCUACGUCCACCAUGGGUUGCUCAAAUCAGCGGUUUGGUUGCUGAACCGGGAAUCCCAUACCCUUAAAAGUUUGUGGGUCCAGAGCGGUUCACAUUAUAAGAUGGUGUUUUGUGGUCAUUCUUUGGGUUCGGGUGUUGUGUCCUUGUUGACCAUACUCGUUUUGAAUCAUAGGGAACGUUUGGGAGGGAUACCCAGGGAUUUGAUUCGGUGUUACGCAAUUGCACCUGCAAGGUGCAUGUCCCUCAAUUUGGCUGUUAAAUAUGCUGAUACUAUACAUUCCGUUGUGUUGCAGGAUGAUUUCUUACCAAGAACUGCAACUCCCUUGGAAGAUAUAUUCGAAUCAAUCUUCUGUGAACCUUGCUUAAUAUUCUUGGUUUGCCUGAGGGACACCUUCAUACCUGAGGGUAGAAAGCUUAGGGAUCCAAGGAGGCUUUAUGCACCUGGACGUAUGUACCAUAUCGUGGAAAGAAAGUUUUGCAGAUGUGGGAGAUUUCCUCCUGAAGUGAGGACUGCUAUUCCUGUUGAUGGGAGAUUUGAACAUAUUGUCUUGUCCUGUAAUGCAACAUCUGAUCAUGGAAUUAUUUGGAUUGAAAGGGAGGCAGAGAAAGCUUUACAAAACAUGAAGUGUAGGAACUCGGAAACUGUGACAGUCCCUCCAACUGUACAAAGGUUUGAGAGAUUGAAGACCAUUGAAAAAGAACAUAAAGAUGCUUUAGAAAGAGCUCUUAGCUUAAACGUCCCUCAUGCAGUGGAUGCAGACAAAGAAAUGUCUAAGAACAUUGAAGGAGAGCUUUCCAGUAGAGAGAGCAAAGAUGCAUCGUGCUCCACAUCAGAAUCAAAUGGUGGAAGGUUAAACUGGGAAGAAGUUGUUGAAGAACACUUCAAGAGGAAUGAUUCAGGAGAUUCAGGUCUGAAAAGAGAUACAAAUGCGCCACAAUAA
This is a messenger RNA of Gastrolobium bilobum, 1320 nucleotides long. RefSeq lists its product as uncharacterized. Lineage: Eukaryota; Viridiplantae; Streptophyta; Magnoliopsida; Fabales; Fabaceae. The coding region runs from base 1 to 1320 and encodes 439 amino acids. Gene Ontology annotation, biological process: lipid catabolic process. The transcript is spliced from 5 exons. The record is from RefSeq and is a predicted model, not a curated record.